AUGUCGGAAGGUCUGGCCAUGGAGGAAACAUUCUAUCUACGGCAUUUUGUUCGACAAUUUUCUGUAUCUUCCUCCAAGUCAGCUAAUCCAAAAACAGCAAUUCUCAUGUUAAACAUGGGAGGCCCUCAGAACACAGACCAAGUGCAUGACUAUCUCUUAAGAAUUAUGACUGAUCGAGACAUGAUCCAACUUCCAGUUCAGGGAACUCUUGGGCCAUACAUAGCAAAACGAAGGACACCCGAAGUGCAAAAGAAGUAUGCAGAGAUUGGUGGAGGGUCUCCAAUUUUUAAAUGGACAAAUUUACAGGGAGAGUUGAUGUGUCAGAAACUGGACCAGGUUUCACCUCAGACUGCACCCCAUAAACAUUAUGUGGCCUUCAGAUACGUGGAUCCUCUCACAGACCAGACACUGGACCAGAUACAGAAAGAAGGAGCAGAACGAGUUGUAGUAUUCUCUCAAUACCCUCAGUACAGUUGUGCCACUACAGGUUCAAGCCUGAAUGCUAUCUUUACAUACUUCAAGAAUAAAUCUCGACCAAAGAACGUUAAAUGGAGUGUAAUUGACAGAUGGCCUGUACAUCCUCUAUUAGCAAAAACGUUUGCUGAUCGUAUUCUGACCGAGCUAAAACAGUUUCCUGCUGAAAAACAGAAGGAUGUUGUCAUUUUGUUCUCAGCUCAUUCUCUACCACUGAAGGUAAGUUGAAAUAGCUAUUUUUUA
Molecule: messenger RNA, 717 nt
Organism: Homalodisca vitripennis (glassy-winged sharpshooter)
Lineage: Eukaryota; Metazoa; Arthropoda; Insecta; Hemiptera; Cicadellidae
Product: ferrochelatase, mitochondrial-like
Exons: 6
Coding region: 1-702 (233 amino acids)
Biological process (GO): heme biosynthetic process
Molecular function (GO): protoporphyrin ferrochelatase activity
Source: RefSeq, a predicted model, not a curated record